GAUAUUGUGCAGAUUAUCUCCCCCUGCAACCAGUACAACAAGAACCAGAUCUUACUGCAGGUUCUGUCACAGUCAGGUGUGGGGGAUCGCAACAACAGCGCAGCCAAGGCGAUCAUCUUCUGCUCAACGAAGCGGAUGCUGCUCAGCCUGGUGGAUUCAGUGGAUUUGUCACAAUUUCAU
Cladocopium goreaui is the source of this 180-nucleotide messenger RNA. Lineage: Eukaryota; Dinophyceae; Suessiales; Symbiodiniaceae. The record is from the annotation of a GenBank genome assembly.